CACUUCAAACUCACACGACAUACAAGCUCGAAUUCAUCUUCAAAUUCAAAUACGCGACUCACGUGUAGAAGUCAUUCAAAUCAUCGGAAUCUGCAGAAUUGAACACUGCAAUGGCCUCGGAGGUAGUCAAUAAGCUACAGAACCUGGUAACAGGGGAGUCCAAGAGUGCUCGCAAGAAGAAGGGCAAGCAGGAAGGAGCUACUGCAGUGCCAGCUGCACCCGAAAAGACAGCGUCUGAAGCCGGCGCAGGUGGCUCCGAGGCUGCAGGCAAGGCCAAUGGCGCAGACAGCGACAACUCGUACCUCCGCGAGGUCCAGAAAAACAUCCGCAACAUUAACAAGAAGCUGAGCGCAACUCAAAAGGUCGACUCAAUAAUCGCAGCCAACCCCGGCAUCUCCCUCGAUGAGCUCCUCGCCUCUCGCAAGAUCAACGCCGACCAGAAGGCCCAGGCUGAGAGGAAACCAGGCCUUCAGGCUCAGCUCGCACAGUAUGAGGAACAAUACACCAACUAUAAGAAGUACGGUGAUGAGCUCGAGGCCAAGUUCGCCAAGGAGAAGGAGCUUCUCUCCAAGACACACUCUAGCGAACUCGAGACAUUGAGGGAGACUAUCAAGGCUGAGGCCAAGUUGGAGCAACAGAGGAUUGUCAAGGAGAAGCUCCUGACCCUGUCCCGCUUCUUGAGAGCUGCUGCCGCACGUCGCCAAUUAGAGGACGACGAUUCGGAUCUCACAAAGGCUUUUGAGGGCGCUCUUCUCCAGGUUUACGGAGGAGAUGCCGCUGCUGUCAUGGCAGCUGAGAAGCUGAUUGACGGUGCGAGCGACGGCGUACCAUCAACUGAGGGCGUUGUGCUGGGCAUCACUUAUUCUCAGGUGAAGCAAGCCGCGCUUGAGGAAGCUCCCUUCGCUGCGGAAGAAGCUUGGGUAGAUGAUGUUGCGCAACACCAAGCUGCCCCUCCUGAGGCCGUGUCCGACCCAACCAUCGCCAACGCCGGACUUACCGAGAUUGAGGCUGGCGCAAAGCCUGUUACUGAAGCUGCGGCAGAGCCUUCAGAGGUACCGGCAGCAGCCAACGUUGGAACAGACUCGGCGAACGCUGCAGCUCAAGCUCAAUGGGACAAGCAGCAGACUGGAAGCGACGACCCUCUGACCGAAUCUUUCGAGAUAGUCCCGCGAGACCCUGCCGAAACCGAGACACCACACGCUGCUGCUGCCCCCAACAGCACCCAGAGCUGGGCUGACGACACUCCUGAGCAAGGCUCGGCGCCCACGGGUCCUGCGGCUGCUAACGACGGCUUUUCUGAAGUCCAUCACAGCCGUGGCGGCCGGGGACGAGGAGGUCACGGUGGCGGUGAUCGCGGCGGAUACAGGGGUAGGGGCCGAGGCGGACCCCGCGGUGAAUUCCGUGGUGGGCGUGGCCGUGGCCGUGGAGAGUUCAGAGGAGGACGUGGCGGUUUCCGUGGCGGUCCCCGAGGUGAAUCAUCGUAAAGCAGGAGUAUAGCAUUCCUGUGAAAAGGCUCGUACACGCAGAAGAAAAAAGUUGCUUGCACGAAGGGUUUGGAUGCUCUUGCAUGGAGUGUCUAGGCAGAAUGAGUUAUGAAGAGCUGAUAGGCGUAAUGUACGACCUAGUGGAUUUGGUAGCAUAGCAUCGGUGCAUAGGAUCUCUAUUUCUUCGGGUAUGGGACACUGUACUAUAUUCUGGGGAUGAUCUGGCGCUCAAAAAAUAUGACUUGUACGAUUG
Molecule: messenger RNA, 1737 nt
Organism: Bipolaris sorokiniana ND90Pr
Lineage: Eukaryota; Fungi; Ascomycota; Dothideomycetes; Pleosporales; Pleosporaceae
Exons: 4
Coding region: 111-1484 (457 amino acids)
Source: RefSeq, a predicted model, not a curated record